Molecule: messenger RNA, 1213 nt
Organism: Syngnathus typhle (broad-nosed pipefish)
Lineage: Eukaryota; Metazoa; Chordata; Actinopteri; Syngnathiformes; Syngnathidae
Product: claudin-9-like
Exons: 1
Coding region: 295-933 (212 amino acids)
Biological process (GO): bicellular tight junction assembly; cell adhesion
Cellular component (GO): plasma membrane; bicellular tight junction
Molecular function (GO): structural molecule activity
Source: RefSeq, a predicted model, not a curated record
UCAUAAAGUCCGUUCAAAUGGACCCGAUCAGACAUAAAUGCCAUUGUCAUUUUUUUCCCAACAGUUUUUUAUUUUCAACGUGUCUUGACUACUGUUCUUCAGAAAACAUGGAUUUCCUCUCUCUGUCUGUCUGGAAGUAUUUCCCAUCAUUCUUCAAUGCCAACAUGACAGCACCUGGCGCUGACUCCACCUUCGUGCUGUAUAAAGGAGGUCCAAUCAGUUUCUCCCCUCAAGAAGGACUCGGGACCUGCAGCCGAGGGGAUCUCAUAUCACCUGCGAGACUCUCCCCCAACGAUGGCCUCUUCCGGCGUGGAGAUCCUGGGCCUGACGCUAGCCGUGGCGGGCUGGCUGGGCGCGAUGGUGGCGUGCGGCCUUCCCAUGUGGCGGGUGGCCGCCUACGUGGGCCAGAACGUGGUGCUGUCCCAGGUGAUCUGGGAGGGCCUAUGGAUGAACUGCUCAGUGCAGAGCACAGGCCAGAUGCACUGCAAAGUCCACGACUCCAUGCUGGGGCUCCCCCGGGAACUCCAGGCGGCCCGAGCUCUUGUGGUGGUCUCGGUGGCGCUGGGCGUGGUUGGUGUCGCCCUGGCAACGGCCGGGGCUCAGUGCACCGACUGCAGCCGGGACGUGAGGGGGAAAAGGCGUCUGGCGGCGGUCGGGGGGCUCGUCUUGACCCUGGCGGGAGUGCUAACGCUGGCGGCCGUGUCCUGGACGGCCCACGUCAUCGUGUUGGGCUUCUACGACCCGCUUCUGGAGGAGACGGGCAAGCGGGACUUCGGCAACGCGCUUUACUUUGGCUGGGCCGCCUCGUGCCUGCUCAUCCUUGGGGGGGCGCUACUCUGGUGCACCUGUAGCCCCCGGAGGGACUGGAGACCCGCUCAGGUGGACUAUUCGUCUGUUUCUCGCCGUGGGUACAAAAGGCGAGACUAUGUGUGAUCAAAGUGUUGCGAAUGUGGCCAGCAGGGGGCGCCAACAAGCAGUUGUUUGAAGGACCCUGGACCUGUUUUUGUCUUUUCUAAGCAAUGGUGGUGGGGGUCAGUAUUGGCUUUUAUAUUCUUUGGGAUGCAAGGCUAUAAAAGUUGCUCGUCAUAGAUGUCACGCAAGAAUUUAGAUUUUUAGACAAACGUUUUUAAGAAAGUAAAACAGCUGACAAUGGUAGCAAAGUUAUGAUAUCAUGUAGUCAUUAUUUAACUCUCAACUUUUUAUGUUGAUGAUU